AUGAGCAUAAAGGAUUUGGUUCGCCGCAUCCGCUGUUGCAAAACUUUAGCAGAGGAACGCGCUUUGAUAGCCACAGAAUGUGCUAAUAUCAGAACAGGGUUUAGGGAGGAUCCCAAUAGCGAUCGCCGCCGAAAUGUCACAAAACUUUUGUUCAUCCAUAUUUUGGGUCACGCAACAAAUUUCGGCCAAAUUGAAUGUCUAAAGCUUGUUGCAUCAGACAAAUUUUCAGACAAACGCAUAGGUUACCUGGGUUUGUCACUAUUGUUAAAUGAAAACAUGGAGAUUUUGAUGCUAGUAACUAAUUCUAUCAAAUUGGAUCUAUCCCACCCAAAUCAUUACGUCUCAUCACUUGCACUAACUGCCUUAGCAAAUAUAGGCACUUUGGAAAUGUUUCAGUCGUUAGACACUGAAAUACAGUAUUUACUGCAAGUCAGCAAUCCUCUAAUUAAGAAGAAGGCAGCACUAUGUAUGAAAAGGUAUAUACUCAAAUUAAAUACUCCACCAUCGAUAAUCCAUGAUGACGUCACCUUGUAUAUUCAUAUGGUUCCUAAGCUGAUUUUGGACCAAAAUCAUGGCGUUGUUUCAUCUGGGUGCGUCUUGCUAACUGCUUUAUUGGAUCGAUACCCCGAUUACCCAGAGUGGAGUUCAAAUGUACCGGUUUUAAUUGAAAGGAUGUAUAAACUAAUUGGCCCCCCUGGCACUAAUGGUCCUGUAUACGGCGAUUGUUCUAUAGGUGGCAUUCCAGAUCCCUUCCUCCAAUCAAAGAUUUUACGUCUGCUAUGUCGCUUGUCGGCGUUUAAAUUGCAACCUCAUGUACAAAGGGAGCUAAAUAAUCUGCUAGCCCAAAUUGCAACUCAACAAGAUACAAAAAAUAACAAAGUUUUGACCUAUAAUCCAGGUGUUAGUGUUCAAUAUGCUUGUGUAGAAUGUAUUUUUGCUUGUCCAGUCGAGAAGGGGCUAAGGCUAUUAGCUAGUAACAUCAUUAAACGAUUUUUAGAGAGCCCAGAUAACAAUCUAAAGUGCGUGGCGCUAAACAUACUUCAAAAGAUAGUAAAAAGUGACACAACGACUGCACAGCGCCACAUAAACUACAUUGUGCACUGUUUGCUCAAUCCAGAUAUCUAUAUCCGAAAGGUGGCACUCAACGUAUCUUUUCUACUUACUAACCAGGAAAAUGUUUUACCCAUGGUAAAACAUUUUUCUAAUAUACUAUUAACUUCGAAUGACUCUUUGAAGCGCGAUGCUGCAAUGAAGAUAAGCCAUGCAUUAACAGCCUUUUACACACCACCGAUUUAUCAGCUGGAGAUGUAUAUAAAACUACUGUCACUUACUGGAUCAUCUGCGCCUAAUGAGAUCCUAUCCAAACUGUGCGAUUUAAUUCGAAAGAACCCCGACAUUACAGACAAGGCAAUUUCCCAACUAUUUGUAGCAGCAAGAAGUAAUAUUAACCAACUUCUGUUGGUCAAUGCAUGCCUGUGGUCGCUUAGUGAAUGUGUUACGGAUGGCAAGGAGGGUUGGUCGAGUCGCCUUGACUCUGUCCUUUCUAGGGGCAUUAUGCCAAAUAAAUAUCCACACGCUACUACUAAAAAUAAUAACUCUAAUGAUUCAACCAACAUACUGGAUUCAAUGGACCCAUUUUCACAGUCUGAAUUGGACAUUUUAAGUACUGUUGGCAAUGCUAAUGAUAAUAAUGGCAAUAAUGACAAUGGUGAUGAGAACACUGAAAAAUUCGAAUUACCGAUACAUGAAGUAAUUUCCUUCCUGAUACACUUGUCAGAAAGGGUGUUAUCCGGUGUUGGAACUGAUAACGGAGAGUAUUUGUUGAAUUGCCUUUGCAAAUUGUCACUAAAGUACCCGGAGCAUUUGACUAUUUUCAGGGAAAUCAUAUCCAAAUUCCGUAAUUUUGAAAACAUAGAGUUACAACAACGUGCGUGUGAGUUUUAUUUGAUUUUGGGAAUUCUUGAUGGUGACACAGCUGUUCCUUGCAGUACAGAUUUUGUUUUUACUGGCAAUGAUCCUACAAUCGGUAUCAAUAAUGAUGAAUAUAGUAUAGGUGACAUUAUUUCAUCACCCAAUACUAAACCAUUGGGUACCAAUUUAAUGAAUGCCCACGCAAAUUUUGAACUGAAUUACCCAUUUACAACUGAUACCAACCUUACAAUGGGGAUUAAUUUACUGGAGCUGGAUUUCCUUAAACCGAUACCCCAAAAUGAAUCCACUUUCAAUUUACCUGAUAAGCGCGGUGAGAAGAUGGUUGCUGAAUGUAAAACCGAUUUUUUGAAACCGAAUAUCUCUAAUUUGGUUAUGGACGACCCAUUUACAUCAGUGGCAGAAGAAGCCUUUUCCAAAAAAUCUAACGAUAUUAAGAUAGAGUCAGAUUCCUUGUUUUAUCCCACAAAAAGUCCCUCUUAUUCUGCGAGAGACGACAAUUUGAAGAUUGACAUUGAACCUUCAUUCUAUUCCACCGCUAUCCCAGCACACACAGCAACUGACACCUCCACUACUGAUCAUAUGAGACAACUGGACUUGAUCAAGGAUGAGUUAUCGCAAGUUGAUGCAUUUGCUGAUUUGUCCCUAGACAAACGAUGA
Messenger RNA from Babesia microti strain RI, 2589 nucleotides. RefSeq names its product AP-1 complex subunit gamma-1. NCBI's taxonomy places the organism in Eukaryota, Apicomplexa, Aconoidasida, Piroplasmida, Babesiidae. The transcript has a single exon. Gene Ontology annotation, cellular component: AP-1 adaptor complex; membrane coat. The record is from RefSeq and is a predicted model, not a curated record. Bases 1 to 2589 code for a protein of 862 amino acids. Gene Ontology annotation, molecular function: clathrin-cargo adaptor activity. Gene Ontology annotation, biological process: receptor-mediated endocytosis; Golgi to vacuole transport; intracellular protein transport.